GGUAUUAUUUUUUUUUAAUAAUAAAAUUAGUACUUCCUUGUGCUUCAUUUAGAACUGAGAGGCAAAUCAGAUUGACCCUUGAAUGUCUAUCAUGUUCUGAAGCCCCAACACUUUAGGGUUUGUAUUUUUUUCAUCUGGUUUGCGCGGGGAUCUUAAAAUAUGCAGUCCAAGUCUGAAACUGCAAAUCAACUAAGGACUGAUCAGCAUUCUUUUCCAGCGAACAAUGUUUAUUCUGAGCCUUGGUGGCGUGGUGUUGGGUACAAUCCCGUGAAUCAAGCAAUGACCGGGGCAAAUGCAUCGAAUUCAUCCUCACUGGAAUGCCCUAAUGCUGAAUCUGAAUCCAAUGAUGGUCAAUCUUUGUCCAAUAGUGGUUUGAAUGAGGAAGAUGAUGAUGCCACUAAAGAAUCACCAGCCGGUGCUCCUAAUCAAUCAGGAAAUUACGUUCAAGAACACCAGGGCAUGCAGCAUGCUUCGUCGUCUGCACCAUCCAUGCGAGAUGAAUGCUUCACACAGGCUCCACAGCUCGAACUAGUUGGUCAUUCAAUAGCAUGUGCUUCACAUCCUUAUCAGGAUCCAUAUUUUGCUGGAAUGAUGGCGGCUUAUGGUCCCCACCAGCUGGGAUAUCCUCCUUUUAUGGGAAUGCCACAGGCCAGAAUGCCUUUGCCCCUUGAGAUGGCACAAGAACCUGUUUAUGUAAAUGCGAAGCAAUACCCAGCAAUUCUUAGGCGCAGACAGGCUCGAGCAAAGGCAGAGCUGGAAAAGAAGCUAAUAAAAGCUAGAAAGCCAUACCUUCAUGAAUCUCGGCAUCAGCAUGCAAUGAGGAGGGCAAGGGGUACUGGAGGUCGCUUUGCAAAGAAAAAUGAUGCCACUGAUGGUUCAAACCACUCUGGCAAAGACAAGGAUGUGGGAUCUGGUCCAGUGGUAUCUUCACAAUCAGUUAGUUCAUCUGGUUCUGAACCUUUACCCUGUGAGUCUGCUGAAACAUGGAACUCUCCAAAUGUGCAACAAGAGGCCAGAGGAUAUAAACUUCCUGACCAAUAUGAUGCGCACAACUACUCGAACAAUAAUGGCCCUUAUCGUAAUCAUAGUGGCUUGCAAUCUUCCACUUAUCAUUUGCACUCAGGUGAAAGAGUCGAGGAAGGGGACUGUUCAGGACAACAACGGGGAAGUAUCUCUUCUGAACACACUUCACAGAGGCGUCUUGCAAUUCAGUAGAAACCCUGGUGCUUGAGGGCAUAGAUGCCGAGGUAGGGUUUGUAUCCAAGUGAAAUAGCUAGUCAGUACCUUGGUUAUCUUUUAACAUCCUUGGCAAGUUACAUGCCAAGCGGCAAAUCAUUCUUGGCUUUAUUAUUGUGUUUGUGAUGUGGAUGAUAUGAUGUGGGGAGAAGAAUGAUGAUUAGGCUGUGACUUCUUUUGAAGCCAAUCAAUCCUACGUUGUCUUCUCAUUCUUGUUUUUUUGUACAGAGAUAGUCGUUAGUGAACUCAAGCUGAGAUGCAUGGCCUGGUUACAAGACAUGGAAACUUAGAAACUAUUCAUGUACCUCCUCUGGUUUGAUGAUGGGCCUAAUUUGUGUAACUCACCGGGUGGUUAAUGCUACUUGACUCAAUAGAAUGAUAGUACGAGUUCAGUAAGAUUUUGUGGGUUUUAGUUCUCCCACUGAUAUUCUGUUAGAGUAUCUCUCGCUCGCUCCCCCCCAAGUCCACACCUGUUUAAGUUCCCAUAUUUCUUCUUCAUCAGUAAUAUGCGUCGACCUGAAUGGAAGGCUUCUUGGGACUCACUGGCUUGCUUGUUUUAUGACUUCAUAAUAUUGGGUAAACUUAGUUUACAAAAUCUCUGUAGGUUAGGCGUAGGUUAGGUUAAUUAUGAUUUAUGAAUGUACAUGUAAGAGGAUUACCAUAAAUGUCAAUUUCACUUUUUAGUAUUUUAGGAUGAA
Messenger RNA from Neltuma alba, 1934 nucleotides. RefSeq names its product nuclear transcription factor Y subunit A-1. Gene Ontology annotation, molecular function: DNA binding; DNA-binding transcription factor activity. Bases 160 to 1215 code for a protein of 351 amino acids. Gene Ontology annotation, biological process: regulation of DNA-templated transcription. The transcript has 6 exons. Gene Ontology annotation, cellular component: CCAAT-binding factor complex. NCBI's taxonomy places the organism in Eukaryota, Viridiplantae, Streptophyta, Magnoliopsida, Fabales, Fabaceae. The record is from RefSeq and is a predicted model, not a curated record.